Molecule: messenger RNA, 1413 nt
Organism: Sesamum indicum (sesame)
Lineage: Eukaryota; Viridiplantae; Streptophyta; Magnoliopsida; Lamiales; Pedaliaceae
Product: hydroxyphenylpyruvate reductase
Cellular component (GO): cytosol
Molecular function (GO): NAD binding; glyoxylate reductase (NADPH) activity; hydroxypyruvate reductase [NAD(P)H] activity
Source: RefSeq, a predicted model, not a curated record
UUGUAAUAUUUUUUUAAAAUAUAGAAUUAGUAUUGAGUAUUUCAAAAAGGUUAAAACUAAUACUAUAAACAACCCUAUAUUUGAAAACUAAAAAUUGCAAUUUUCUCUUCUUUUCUUUUUUUACUUGAGAAGAAAACACUGCUAAAAAUCUGAAUUGAUUUUCCCAUGUUCAUAUUCUAGUUUUAACAGUUUGAUUCUCAGCGGAAAAUGGAAGCUUCAGUUCUCCUAAUCCGCCCGCUCUCGGCCUACAUCCAGCAGGAGCUCUCCAAACGAUACAUCCUCUUCAAAUUCUGGCAAGAGCCGCCGCAUCUCCGCCGCGAGUUCCUCCGGAAACACUCUAACUCCAUCAGGGCGGUGGUGGCGAACGGCGCGCAAGGCCCCGAUGCUGAGAUGAUUGACUUGCUGCCGCUUCUGGAGAUCGUCGCGAGUCACAGCUCCGGCCUCGACAAAAUUGAUUUGGACAAGUGCAGGGAGAGGGGCAUAACAGUAACCUACACUCCAGAUGCUCUGACGGACGAGGUGGCGGACAUGGCGAUUUUGCUGACAUUGGCGACGAUGCGGCGGAUUUGUGAGGCGGAUCAAUAUGUAAGGAGGAGUGAGUGGAAGAACGUUGACUUCAAGUUGACGACAAAGUUCAGUGGCAAAGCAGUGGGGAUCAUUGGAUUGGGCAGGAUUGGCUCUGCCAUAGCUAAGAGAGCUGAAGCUUUUGGCUGUUCAAUCGGUUACCACUCUCGUUCCCAAAAACCAAAUUCAAGAUACAAAUACUAUACAUCUGUUGUUGACUUGGCUUCGGACUCUCAAAUUCUUAUCAUAGCAUGUGCAUUAACACACGAAACUCGCCACAUUGUCAACCGGGAUGUCAUUGAUGCAUUGGGUAAAAAUGGAGUUGUUGUUAACAUUGCAAGAGGCUCCCACAUAGAUGAAGCUGAGUUGAUUUCUGCACUUGCUGAAGGCCGGUUGGGAGGAGCUGGGCUAGAUGUGCUGGAAAAUGAGCCGGAAGCACCAACUCAACUUCUUGGGCUUGAUAAUGUUGUCCUCUCACCUCAUGUGGGCGCCAGCACGGUUGAAACUCGCAAGGUGUUGGCAGACCUCGUUGUUCAAGCCCUAGAUGCGCAUUUUUCGGGCAAACCACUGCCAACUCCAGUUAUUUGAUAUUGGUGUGGGGGUUUCCCAGGGACUGUUUCUCAGCUGCACCUAUUGUGUGGUAGAUUGUGUAGUAGAAUUUGUAGGUAAAACUGUUUCCCUUGUUAUUUCAGUAGUCGAUUCUUGCUGCAAACACUCGUUAUUGUUCUUAUGAUAAGCACUUAUCAGCAAUGAUCAUCACUAUCUGUCAUCACAGAUCGAAAUGCAUGUUUAGUUCGAUGAACAAUGUGAUCCUACAUUAUAAUUUCAAACUUAUUUUAUCGUUGGUCA